Molecule: messenger RNA, 2072 nt
Organism: Peromyscus maniculatus bairdii (prairie deer mouse)
Lineage: Eukaryota; Metazoa; Chordata; Mammalia; Rodentia; Cricetidae
Gene: Mgme1
Product: mitochondrial genome maintenance exonuclease 1
Biological process (GO): mitochondrial DNA replication
Cellular component (GO): mitochondrion
Molecular function (GO): single-stranded DNA exodeoxyribonuclease activity
Source: RefSeq, a predicted model, not a curated record
GAGCGUCCAUGUAAAUAGUCGCUUCCCUGAGCACCGGGGGCCACAGUUCCCCGCCUCCCACCCCCCUGCGCCACGUGACCUGCAGGGGUUCCCGUCCCAAGUCCGGUACCACGGGGUCAUAGUAGCCCCCACUUUAAAGGGUGUGGGGAAUUAACGAGAAAUGCCCAUGCAGAGGGGUUAAUAAAGAGUUUGGCCCCGGCGGUGGUGGCGCGCGCCUUUAAUCCCAGCUCGCGUGGAGGCAGAGGCAGGCGGAUCUCGAUAAGAAUACAGCAUGCUUUUAAACGUUACAGACUAGAGAAAGUGAGGGGGGGAAGUCUAAACAUGAAGCCAUUUCUGACCACGUGCAGGUUACUUAGAAGUUUAAACGGAGUUUCCGUAAAACCAAGCCCUCUUGUGAGUCUCUCCACUUCCUCUUGUUUGUGUGGCCAGAAGAAAAAGAACUCUUAUGAAGCAGUAGACCAGGCCAAGUACUCUCGUUUAGUACGGUCCGUCUUGUCCAGAGCCCCGGUCCAGACCCCGGAGUCAUUGUUCGAGGAAGACGAUGUACUCUAUGGUCCUGUCAGUAAGCGUAAGGCUCCAGGGCAAGAGCAGCAGGCAAGAGUUCCACAGAACUGGUUUCCUAUCUUCAAUGAAGAGAGAAAUGUGAAGCCACACACAAGUGUUUCUUCAGGUCCUUUGAAGAUCCCUUUGCAAAGAGAUGCGCUACCCAGCGUGACACGCAUCCUUCAGCAGACCAUGACACCAGAACAGAGUUUCUUUUUGGAGAGGUGGAAACAACGGAUGGUUCUGGAGCUGGGAGAAGAUGGAUUUGCAGAAUAUACUUCAAAUAUCUUUUUACAAGGCAAACAGUUCCAUGAAGCCUUGGAAAGCAUACUUUCACCCCAGGAGAACCUAAAAGGGAGAGAAGAGCACCUCCAGUGUGGCUAUAUCAAAAGUGUCCAGCAUAUUUUGAACGAAAUCAGUGGUGUGCAAGCUCUGGAGAGUGCUGUCAAGCACGAGGCCUUGAAGUAUGCAGGGCUGCUGGACUGUGUGGCUGAGUACCAAGGCAAGCUGUGUGUGAUCGAUUGGAAGACAUCAGAAAAACCAAAACCUUUUAUUCGAAAUACGUACGACAAUCCACUACAAGUUGUGGCAUAUAUGGGUGCUGUAAACCACGAUUCCCACUACAGUUUUCAGGUUCAGUGUGGCUUAAUUGUGGUAGCCUAUAAAGACGGGUCCCCUGCCCACCCUCACUUCAUGGAUGAAGAGCUCUGUUCCAAGUAUUGGGCCAAGUGGCUUCUUCGACUAGAAGAAUAUGCAGAAAAACAAAAGAAUCAGAGUAUUCCAGAGCCAGACUAGAGGCCAGGAUAUUACUUGGGAACAUUCAGUGAAUCUGAGAGUUAUGUUAACACAAACUGAAGAUGUAAUUUGUUGGGAUGUAUUGCUACUGAGAAGCCAGAAAGUCCAGAAGUCAGCACUGGACCAGCUGUCGUACCUCUGACUGCUACCUACCUGAGAAGAGGGCACACAGGAUUGGCAGUCACCUUGGUGACUCCUGGACUCUCUUGCAAAUCUUUUUGUGUCCCUGGCAGAAUGCCUAGUCUUUGAAUUGAGAUCAGAAGGCAGUGAAGCUUCAUGUGCCAAGCAUGCCCCUGGGGUUCUCAGGGUGAGGAGGGGUCACGCACUGCCAGGUGUGUGGACGGAGAGCACAUCGGCCAUCACCACUGUAAGGUGCUUUAUACAGUAGGACUCCUAUAUCAUGAGGGGAAAGCGGCUUCUUAGCAUUGAAUUCAUUCACAUGUGAUUGGCCCAGAGUAAACCUGGCUGCCUAGAAAGCUGGAACACUCAGCACAUCAUUGGCCAGAUCCUUUUCCAUACACAUAAGCCCCAGCAGUGGUCACCAUUGUUAGGGUUUUAGUACCCUGUUUCUGAUGUCAGUCAGCAGGCCAUGUACUAGAAAAAAAAAUACUGUUGUGGAUUUUCCAACUAAGAGCAACAAUGAUAAUCCACUUUUUUUCCCCUGUGUUUGUUAGGUAAUCAUUGGUUGUCUUUGAAUUUGGGAAAGUUAAAUAAAUGCCAUUAUUUCCCUGUUA